AGAGGUAUUGAUGAGGAGCAUCGGGUCAAGCAGCAAUGAGUGAUAACGCACAAAGUAGCAGCAGCUCAGCGGUUGCUAGCAGUCAGAAUGGAGGAUUUGUCUCGGACAUCGUCAAAUCAGUCUUCGAGCCAGGCGUCAAUGCUUCCGUGGUGAUGGGUAAGCGUUUCACGAUAGUUACAUGAGCUCACGUCGCUCAAAGCUAUGAACAUCUGUUUCUUUCUCCUUCUUGUAAUACUCUUCGCUCUGGCCGUCUUGACCUCCUGGAACAAGCACGUCUUGCUGUUACUAGGAGUCACCUCCUUAUUUUGGUUCUCAAUGCUUUGGUUCAUCGCGGAGAUCAGCAAAGUGCAGACAAGACCGGACAACAUGCCGCCAGUAGAUGUGGACCCUCCAACGAGCGCAGCAGCGGAGAGCAAAAAGGACAGAUGAUAUGCAUAGAUGCAAAAAUGCUAGG
Messenger RNA from Kockovaella imperatae, 454 nucleotides. RefSeq lists its product as hypothetical. The transcript has 3 exons. The coding region runs from base 202 to 429 and encodes 75 amino acids. Gene Ontology annotation, biological process: vacuolar proton-transporting V-type ATPase complex assembly. The record is from RefSeq and is a predicted model, not a curated record. Gene Ontology annotation, cellular component: endoplasmic reticulum membrane. NCBI's taxonomy places the organism in Eukaryota, Fungi, Basidiomycota, Tremellomycetes, Tremellales, Cuniculitremaceae.